AAACGUGGAGCGGCGGCCGGCUGCGGCUUGACAGCGCGAUGUUAGGAGCGGUGUGAUUACAGUAGAGAGCGGCUGCUUACUUAAAGCUUUAACAGCCAACCCGGGCCCUGCUGCUGGCUGACGGGUUAAUCGACCAACUGAUCUGGAAGCCCGAUACAGCGAGCGGCCGCCAUAUGUACCGGGGUUACGCAAUGAAGACGACAGUGACAGAGUGACUUCCCCAAGAACACGCCGGCCCCUGCAGCUAGCCUAGCCUCCGCCCGCACCAAAACCUCGCUCGCUCUCACUCUGCCGUCGGUUCACCGGGGAGCAGACUCUCCCAAACCAGCCGCUGCGCAUUCAACCCUUCGCCCCCGCAGCCUCUAUAGUUUUUCUUCGCUCCGAUGGCUUUGGCGGCGGCGGCGGCGGCGGCGGCUCGGCGGCUCGCGCAGGCAAGUUUACGGGAAUGUUCGCGGAGGAGCGCGGCGGUGUCGCGGGGAGCCUGGCGGACGGCGGAGCGCGCUUUCUCCACGGCGGCACAUCCUCUCAGGGCAGAGAACAAGGUGACGGUCCACUUCAUCAACCGCGACGGGGAGAAGAUCACCGUGAAGGCGUCGCCCGGCGACUCUCUGCUGGACGUGGUCAUCAACGAAGACCUGGACUUCGACGGUUUCGGAGCCUGCGAGGGAACGCUGGCGUGCUCCACGUGUCACCUGAUCUUCGACGAGGAGGUGUACAAGAACCUGGGGCCGGUCACCGACGAGGAGAUGGACAUGCUGGACUUGGCUUACGGCCUGACCGAGACGUCCCGUCUGGGUUGCCAGAUCUGCCUGACGAAGUCUCUGGAGGGCCUGGUGGCCAGAGUCCCAGAGAGCGUCGCAGACAUCCGGCAGAGCAAGGACGGCGCUGCUUAAAGCUGGAACCUGUUCAGAGGAGGCGACGCCACACGAAUGCACCUUGGUGGGUGGAAAUCAGUGACGCUGCCACGCAGCCGUCGUCCAGGUUUCUUUUUUUUUUUUUUUUUCAUGAAACUAUUUUUCUAGUGUAAAACACAAAGUGUAAUCAGCGAUUUCUAUGGAAACAAGCUUCUCUAGCAUAAAAUCAAAUGUAUUUAUGAGUUAUAAACUGCUGACUUUAAUAUUUUAUGAUCUGGUCCCCUAACUUUAAUCAGUGACAGCCAUCGACGCCAAUGUGACCAAAACGUCGUCAUAUCUCCACAGCUGACAGUUUUUAAAAUACUGUAAGAAAUGUAUUGCCUUAAUAGUAAUUAAGUCCUAAAUAGAUGAACUUUAUAUGACUGUACAGGACUAGAACACUGUAUAAAACAGAAAUAAAUAAAAAAAUCAAUCACCUUUCUAACAAAUGUCUGAAUCAGAGUCAUCCUUUUAAAACCUCUAUAGUAGCGACUUUAACAUCUGAACUCGGCUUGUUUCUUUUUUUUAUGGUUGGCAACAGAAAAAAGAAACUUUAAAGCAAGAAGCUAGACCAGAAUGCACUGCAGCUUUUUUGCACUAUUCUAACAAUAAUUGAUGUAAACCUUAACAGACGUAUAGCUGUACUGGAACCAAGCAGCACACACCGCCCUGUA
This is a messenger RNA of Fundulus heteroclitus (mummichog), 1567 nucleotides long. Its product is annotated as adrenodoxin. The coding region runs from base 384 to 893 and encodes 169 amino acids. NCBI's taxonomy places the organism in Eukaryota, Metazoa, Chordata, Actinopteri, Cyprinodontiformes, Fundulidae. The transcript has 4 exons. Gene Ontology annotation, molecular function: 2 iron, 2 sulfur cluster binding. Gene Ontology annotation, biological process: P450-containing electron transport chain; positive regulation of oxidoreductase activity. Gene Ontology annotation, cellular component: mitochondrion. The record is from RefSeq and is a predicted model, not a curated record.